AAAAAGAAUUCAUGCUUUUAAGAAACGUUCUCAAUUCAAUUGCAGCCCGAUUUGUGGAAAAAGUUUUUUAAAAAGAAUUCAUGCUUUUAAGAAGCGUUCUCAAUUCAUUUGCUGGGGAUUUUUGACAUCAUGUGUACGUCAGUCAUGUUUCCUGUCAAACAAGAAUAACCUAGAUGUGACACAUCCUGGGCGUGGCCUCCAGCUACCUGCUCCUCUGGUUUGAGGUGGUCACCUGAUCUGAUGCUCAGACCUGCAUGGGCUUACAUCCCUGACCAAAUUCCGCUAAAGAAAAAAGAAAAUGGGCUUGCAAACUUCUUGAUGCACUGUUUGCGCUUUUUCACCUGCGUGCCGGGUGCGACUUCUUCCUGGACUCUACUUCGUUCUUCUUCUUCAGACUGCGGCUUCAGCUUCUGUUCCGUGCGCGCUCAUCUCGAGGAAUCUUCAGACCACCUUUUUGUAAGACCAAAUCACUGGUGACAAAAUUCCAACGGCACCAAGACAUCUUAACUUCACCAGUAACCCCCAGUAGUGCUGGUUGCUGCUCCAUCAAGGAAAGUGCUAACAGGUUUGCCUUAUUAUGUCUUCCUGGCAUGGAGGUGGUUGAGAUGGAGGAGGAUUACCCAUUGUUUCAAUACACCUGAUUUAAGGUUACUUCAAUGUGUCAUCUGCUGACAGUCUGUGUAACCCGAGGACGACACCACAACGCUUGGUUUCCUCACCUCGAGCCAAUGAGACAUAUUCAAAGGCUCAGUGCUUUGGUUCUCUUCGUCACCUUGUUUCUGAUCUUCUUCUACUCGACCCUACACCUGGAGACGGCCUACAGUCUCAGGACGGGACCAGAGGACCUCCUGGAGGUUCCCAGCAUCCAGCAGGUUCCCAUCCUCCAGGAGGUCCCCAUUCUCCAGGAGGUCCCCAUCCUCCAGGUGGUCCAGGUCUACGACAGAGAUAGGACUGCACAGUCAUCCAAACAGGAGAGAUUCCCCACUCCCACCCCUGCUGUCCUCAAUGUGUCUGUCUCUGAUGGCCUCAGACAGGCCAUCCCUCCAAACGGAGCCUACUGGAACCGCCUGCUGUACUCGGCCCUCAAGGGUCUGGUCAAGGGAGAAAACCCUAUCGGCCGCGACUCUGAUUGGUCUCUCUGCAGGCAGAUGAAUCAAGAGCACCUGCAAACCAACGUGCACGACUUCACCACCUACCCGGUCUUAUUUCAGGACUUUGUCCAGGGCAUGAACUGCAGGUCCCCUCCAGUCCUGCUCAAUCAACCCAACAAGUGCAUGUCUGGAGAAGAGAAGGAUGACAACCAGACCUUUCUGCUUUUUACCAUCAAGUCAACUCCUGGAAACUUUGAGCAGAGACAGGCGGUCCGGGAGACCUGGGGUCGAGAAGGGGUGCAUCAGAGUGGCCUGAGGGUGCACACUGUGUUUCUGCUGGGUAGCUCCCCACCGGAGGACCCUGACCUCAACUCUCUGCUGUCAUUUGAAGCGGGACACUUUGGGGACCUGCUGCAGUGGGACUUCCAUGAAUCCCUCUUGAACCUGACGCUCAAAAUGAACAUGUUCCUCCAGUGGACGGUUAGAUACUGUCCCGCAGCCUCUUUUGUGUUCAGCGGGGAUGACGAUGUAUUCGUCAACACGCCGACAUUACUCAGCUACCUGCAGUCUCUGGAGCUUCCGAAGGCCUCGGAGCUGUACGCCGGACAAGUCAUAAGCAAAGCAAGUCCCCUCAGGGACCCUAAGAACAAAUACUACAUUCCUCUGAGCUUCUAUGACGGCCCAUACCCCGCGUACGCUGGUGGAGGCGGUUUCAUCAUCUCUGGAGCGUUGCUGCAACGCCUGUAUUCCGCUUCACGUGUCAUUCCUUUCUUCCCCAUCGACGACGUCUACGCUGGGAUGUGCUUUAAGGCUUUGGGGGUUUCUCCUGAGGCAAAUGAAGCCUUUCAGACUUUCGACAUUAACGAGCAGGAUCGUGAGAAUCUGUGCGUAAAUAAGAAACUUAUUCUGAUUCACCGGCGCUCCGCACGGCAGAUGAAGAAGUUGUGGAAGGGCAUCCACAACCCCUUGUUGACUUGUUGAACUGGACUGGUGACCAAAAGAGGAAGCGUUCACUGAAGCUUAUUUAAGCCAUGUCCUUUUUCACGAUGAUUCAGCAAAAGGAUAUGUAAUUGAUUCAUUUGACAUCUUGUCUGUUCCAGCAGGAACUAAAUGGAGGUUUGGUCACUGUGCUUGUAUUUAAGUUAUGAGCAUGUGUUUCCUGAUAGAAUAGAGCCUUAAUAAGUCGAGGAAGCAUUCAGCAGUUUAAGUGGGAGUUUCAGCAUCAGGGGUCAAGAUUCAAGUCAAAUUGAACAAUCUUUAGAGCUGUCAUUAGCCUAACUUCCUUUUUUGAAUGUGAAUAAACAAAACUAAUUCAACCAA
Cyclopterus lumpus (lumpfish) is the source of this 2411-nucleotide messenger RNA. RefSeq names its product UDP-GlcNAc:betaGal beta-1,3-N-acetylglucosaminyltransferase 2, like (gene b3gnt2l). Gene Ontology annotation, molecular function: protein N-acetylglucosaminyltransferase activity. The coding region runs from base 657 to 2072 and encodes 471 amino acids. Gene Ontology annotation, cellular component: membrane. The record is from RefSeq and is a predicted model, not a curated record. NCBI's taxonomy places the organism in Eukaryota, Metazoa, Chordata, Actinopteri, Perciformes, Cyclopteridae. The transcript is spliced from 3 exons.